Messenger RNA from Sander lucioperca (pikeperch), 3369 nucleotides. RefSeq names its product von Willebrand factor A domain-containing protein 7-like. The coding region runs from base 444 to 3251 and encodes 935 amino acids. The record is from RefSeq and is a predicted model, not a curated record. The transcript is spliced from 16 exons. NCBI's taxonomy places the organism in Eukaryota, Metazoa, Chordata, Actinopteri, Perciformes, Percidae.
AGUUUCCCUCAUCUCAGGGUUAACAAACUCAGAGUUUUCACUAAACCUGCUUUCUGAAAUGGACCCCAGGUUUAAAUUUGCAGGUAAUCUUUCAAACAUUUGAAUAACAUAAUGAAAAUAAAAAAAAUGGCCUUUUAAUAAGAGUCUUUAAUUUUGUCGAUAGUCUGUUUUGUGAUCACUUUCUGUCUGCUUCAUCAAUCCACUGUCUGUAGUUCUUUAAAUGUCUGUUACUGUUCGUGGGACAGCUUCUCGUGACAAGUGCACCCUAUAGAUGUGUGUAGCAGUCCUGGUGACUGUCACCAUACAUCUAAGUGGAAUACUUGAUGAGUCACUUCUGCGUUCCAGAUAGAAUCCCGCUGGGAUAGGAAUGGAUCUUCAAAAUUGGUUCUCACUCUGUCCAUAAGACCUGACCUGUUUUAUACAAUUUGACCGGUUGAGGAGUGAUGUCUUCAGGGUUGACUGCGUUGUGUCUCUUGUUUCUGCACACUGGAGCUCUGGGGUUUAAGAUAACGCCAGGAAAGUCUUUGAAUCACCUGGAAAUCACAGAGAGGGCGAUUUUAGAUGUCACCGUGCAGGUGUGCCGCGCUCUGGCCCAAGCUGAGGGGACAGACUUUACUUUUCCUGCACAACCUUACACUGCAGAGGCUGUUGCUGUAGCCUGCGGCACGCCAAAGUCGACCAAGAGUUUCCGACAAGCAAUUACAUUCAUCACACUAAUGAAUAUACGGGUGGACAUCCGUCAUGCCCUUAAUGCAAGCUUCCAUUUUGAUAAAGAAAUGUUUGUUCAAGGAAGAAAAAUCAUCACUGAGGGAAUACUGGCAGUCAAAGCAAGCAACAAGCAAGCAAACUUUGAGGCGGCGAGGCAGAAAGUGGGAGAGAUUUUACAUCCUUUACAGGACUUCUACAGUCAUAGUAACUGGGUGGAGCUGGGGAACAAACUCCCAAACUCCAAUCUGAUCAGAUCAGACACCAGCAUUGGUAACAUAGCAGAUGAAAGUAGGGCAACGUGUCGCAACUGUGAUGGAGACUGCAGGAACAACAUCUUGGAGGACAUCAUACAGGAGAGGGUACUGACCUCUGGAUACUUUGGUGUUGUGUCCUCAACCAAACCAAAAGGAAAAUGCAGUCAUGGAGGAGCAAUUGAUCAAACAAGCACCAUCGAACCUAAAGGUGGGAUCAACAAAGACUCUUUCGAAGCCAGCCACGGACACCUCCACAUGACAGCAGCAGACAUGGCGAUAGCUGCAACCAGUGAGCUACUAGAGGACAUUCGUGGGGCUGCUGGUGACAGACCAUUUCUCCAGAUGAUGGGGAUAUUUAAAGGAUCCAGUAAAGCUCUUUGUUUUGUGAUUGACACCACAAAAAGCAUGAGUGAUGACAUUGAAGCAGUGAAGACCGUCACUUCCUCUAUAAUCAACAGUGAAGUGGGAACAGAGAAUGAGCCCUCAGUUUACAUUCUUGUACCUUUCAAUGAUCCAGAUUUUGGGCCACUGAUAAAGACUGCAGACCCAAAAGUCUUUAAGACUGUCAUUAAUUCACUACCAGCAACCGGUGGAGGAGAUGAGGAGGAACUGAGUCUUUCAGGGCUUCAGUUGGCUUUAUCCAGCGCUCCUCCUAAUUCUGAGAUCUUCCUCUUCACGGAUGCACCUGCUAAAGACAGACAAAUGAAAAACACUGUGAUCGCACUCAUAGAGCGGACCCAAACAGUGGUGAACUUUAUGAUUUCAGACUCAACGACGCUCAAUCGUAGGAGACGAAGUGAAGACAACCAGAAACUACACAGGAUAGCAGAAUCAGAUGCCCAGCUGUACAGAGACCUGGCUCAGGCUUCAGGAGGUCUGGCUAUUGAAGUCACAAAGAGUGAACUUCCUGUGGCAACCAGCAUCAUAACAGAUUCCUCCAGCUCCUCUCUGGUGACCCUUUUGCAGGCAACGAGGAACCCAGGAAAGACAGAUACGUUCUAUUUCAUUGUUGAUGAAACAGUAAUAAACCUUACAGUUUACAUCACUGGGAGCUCUGUCCAUUUCACUCUCAUCAGCCCCAAAGGUGAAUCUCAGCAAAGCACCGACACAACAGGACCAUUAAUCACUGCAUCCCAGUCAGUAGGAAACUUCAAGACUCUGCGGCUAAAAAAAGAAGUUGGCCUGUGGGAAAUGAAAAUGGUUUCAACUAAUUCCUACACUCUCAAGGCCAUAGGUCAGAGUCCUAUUGACUUCGUGUUUGGCUUUGUGGAGGCAACGCAAGGCACGUUCACAGGAUAUGAUGCCCUUGACACACGUCCCAGAGCUGGUGUUAACAUUAGCUUGUUGGUGUCUUUAACGGGGAGUGACUCCGCCACGGUGACAGAAGUCACUCUGGUUGAAUCGUCGGGGUCAGAGGAGAUUAACGGAGUUGUGGAGCCACAGGGGAGCGGAAACUUCUUAGUUCAUGUUGACAGGAUACCGUCAUUGGAGUUUGUGGUGCGGGUGAAGGGGCAGGAUUACAGCGUUACCCCCAGAGUUCCAUCAAUAGUCUUCCAAAGGCAGUCAUCCAUCAACUUCAGAGCCUCUAAUGUGACUAUUACUGCUGGUUCAAAUAGCAUCUUGGUACCAGGAACACCAUUCUCUGUGCCCUUUUCUGUGAUGACUAAUGGAGUAGGAGGAAACUUUACCAUCCGAGCCACCACAAACCAGCGUUUUGACAUAACAUCUCCAACCAGUUUGUUCGUGGAAACUGGAAACAGUGCUAACAAUACAGUGACCCUCUCAGCACCUCUUAACACCCCGUCUGGUACUGACGUCACCCUGACCAUUGAGGCCGAGGCACCAGGGGGAGAAGAUACAAACUAUGUCGUACUGCGUUUCUCCGUCGUUAACAUGGUGACUGACUUCACUCCACCGGUGUGUCAGCUUCUCAGCCUGCAGUCUAACUGCUCUAAAAACUGCUCUAAUAACUGCUCUAAUAACUGCAGCUUAUCAAUGUGGGAGCUCUCUGUUCGUGUGACUGAUGGAGCUGAAGGGACGGGCGUUGACCGCGUUAGCCUCAGACAGGGCAACGGGACCUUGAACACCAGCCUGGCUGCUGGCAACGAGAACAUAACGCUAGUUUCCUACAGUUCGUCUUGCUGUUCGCCUAAUAUGGAGAUGUUGGUUGUGGAUCGAGUGGGUAAUGUCGGAACCUGUUUCUACACUUCCUCUGUGUCCAUCAGUGUAAUUCAGUUGCCUCUUCUUUGUCUAAGCAUAGUACUAUCAGGGCUCCAUGUACUGACAUAACUGGGCAUCCAGUGACUCAGUGUCAAAGUUGCAAAUAGUUAAAGCUGCAUUGAUCUGUUUUGUAUAUCAACAUUGAAUCAAUUGACUGUGUGCACUGUGAAAAGGGUCACCUGUAGUG